GAAAUCUGCACCGGGGGGCGGGGCAACAGCGCGGAACAACAAAGGCCGUCCCGUCGCAGAACACGGGAAGCGAUUCCUUCCGCAGGUCUUCCUCUGCUGUCUCAAUGCCGACACGUGACGCAACGUGUAAUGGGUGGACUGUCUGCUUUCUGUUAUAGCGAUGACGCGUUGGAAAGUGGCGCGCGUGUUCAUUUUGCAUUGGCCGCUGCUGCAUUCGAUCCUGAUGCCACUGGGAAAGUACACCUUGUGACAGCGGCCGUCAUAUCCAUAUCGAUCGAGUCAACGGAGAACGGUUAUCGAGGUCAGGCAUUGGAAGGGAGGAAAGUGGUCGGACUGACACCGGGAGUGUUCCACUUGCUGUGAAGCCACGUUGUGUCCCACCGGCCAACUCAGCAUACGUCUCGCUGAAUUGCGCCGAAUAUAGCCAGGUUUUAGUGAGAAGGAUACGAAAGUAACUGGAGAAAAUGAUGGUGGAGCUGUUCUCAAUGUUUGGAAGUAAUCCAUGGAAGCGUGCCCGAAGGAAGACCUAGAAGACUUCGGAACACCUCCAGCAUCUGGCUGAUGUGCAACCUGACAUGCGGCUUCCCUGCAGCAGUCUGCGGUUCCGCUACUUCAAGUACACAUGUCAUCUAGGUCUUGUGUUCCUGAUGACAGUCGUCUUCGUGUUUAUGGCUAAACAAUGGACACUACCACAAAGAGGUCCUCCCACCAAACAGCCGUUCAGUGUGACCUCCUCCGAACGGCAGAACCAUUCGAAACGUGACUCCGAAUUCAAGAUUCUGAUCUGGAACGUCGGGAAGCGAAUGCAACGCCGGUUUCUGCGCUCGUUCAGCGCCACGGAGAAGGACCCGUUCAAAUACUGUACCGUUCGUAACUGCAAACUGGAAGUGGACAACGACAAGAUCGGCGAAGCGUCGGCCGUCAUGUUUCACCUCCACCUUACAAAAGGGCCGCACACUCUACCACCGUAUCAUAAACCGGAUCAAGACUGGAUAUUCUUCACUGACGAAUCUCCCCUGCACACAUUCCUGCUUACGAAAAAGUAUAGGAUGAGGGAUUACAACGGAAUCUUUAACCUUAGCAUGACAUAUCGCAGUGAUUCAGACAUACCUGUCCCGUACGGAAGAACAGUGAGGCUGUCUCCAGAAGAAAAGGGUGCUGUGGGACAACUGCGUAACUUCGCGGCACAGAAGGCACGUUUGGUCGCCAUACUAGGGAGUAACUGUGGAGGUACCAACCGUCGUUGGGACUAUGUGCACGAACUGGAAAAGUACAUUCAGGUGGACAUUUACGGUGGCUGCGGGAACAAAGCGGUGUGCCCAGGACAUUUUACGAGAGACUGUGACGUGAUGAAAGAGUACAAGUUCUAUCUCUCGUUCGAGAACAGCAACUGCAGAGAGUACAUCACGGAGAAACUCUGGUGGAACGCGUACGAGAAAGAAGUCGUACCUGUAGUGAUGGGUGGCUCGAAGAGUGAUUACGAGAAACUCUGCCCUCCAAAGUCGUUCAUUCACGUGGAGGACUUCGAGAGCCCUCGGGAUCUGGCCGCGUACUUGAAGGCGCUCGAUGCCGACGACGUCGCGUACAAUGCAUUUUUUCAGUGGAAGAAGGAAUACCGAGUCUUAAACGAACACGGAUACUUUGGUUCGCCGUCUCUGCAUCUGUGCAGGAUCUGUGAAAAACUGAACGCUCCAAAUAGGUUGCCGAAAGUGUACAGUGAAUUAGAUUCGUUCUGGAAUGCUAAGGAGGAUUGUAGAAAACCUGCGUGGUGAAGCUGUAUCCUGGUUUGAAGCAAACCUGUGUCGGCCGUUGCUUGUCGCUGAGACUGAGCUUUGUGUGGCGGCUACACGUGCAAUAUGAUUUGUGUAUAGUGACGCCAUCAGUGUGCCGAAAGAGCUUCCGCUGAAUUACUUUAUGCUGCGUGACUGUGGUUGCUGGUUAAUUACAUCACGUACGCAUUGUAGUGCACGAGGGAGCACCACGAGGCCGUACACGUCCUUGAGCACACUGCCAUCCAUAUGAAUGCCGUCAAUGGACCGCGAAAUCAAAUCGUUACUAUUAAUAAGUGGGAGUAGACCACGUGACGGUCACGUAGGCCACGGAGGUGUCAGUUUUACUGGCGAAAAUUCCUCUCGUGACGUCACAGCCGCGUCAGCAUCCAUAUUUGCGAAUAUGGUUUUCCACUAAUCCGUUACUUUGAGGAGAAACUUGGACUGCAAUGCUCUCUUGCGCUAGCGUACGACCGUUCAUGAUCAUGUCGCUAAUAUUCGAGGUUGUUAUUUCUGUUUUCAUUAAACGUGUUCAUUGCUGUG
Messenger RNA from Ornithodoros turicata, 2312 nucleotides. RefSeq names its product 3-galactosyl-N-acetylglucosaminide 4-alpha-L-fucosyltransferase FUT3-like. The transcript has 4 exons. Bases 576 to 1772 code for a protein of 398 amino acids. NCBI's taxonomy places the organism in Eukaryota, Metazoa, Arthropoda, Arachnida, Ixodida, Argasidae. Gene Ontology annotation, cellular component: membrane. The record is from RefSeq and is a predicted model, not a curated record. Gene Ontology annotation, molecular function: fucosyltransferase activity.